Opisthocomus hoazin is the source of this 303-nucleotide messenger RNA. NCBI's taxonomy places the organism in Eukaryota, Metazoa, Chordata, Aves, Opisthocomiformes, Opisthocomidae. The record is from RefSeq and is a predicted model, not a curated record.
AUGCCAUCAGUUUCUUGUUCCAUCACUUGGGUCCUAUCUACUACCCCCUGUGGAAAAUGCUCCAAAAGAAUUCAGGAUUUCCUGCGGAUAUACCCCAAUGUGACCUUGGAAAUACACGCAGCCAAGCUGUUCAAGCACCUGGAUACGCGUAACCGGGAAGGUCUCAGGAACCUGGCAAAGGAUGGAGUCAUUAUACAUAUCAUGAAUCUUGCAGUUCCUCCCAAAGAAGCAGCCUUCCACUCGCUGAUUCCUUCUCCCUUGGCCAAAGUGCUCUGGCUUUAUGCCCUGGUGUGCUAUCUGUGA